Messenger RNA from Arabis nemorensis, 294 nucleotides. The record is from the annotation of a GenBank genome assembly. NCBI's taxonomy places the organism in Eukaryota, Viridiplantae, Streptophyta, Magnoliopsida, Brassicales, Brassicaceae.
AUGGUCAAAACGGCGUCGUUUGGAACCAGCUCAAGCUUUGUUCUUCGUCUUGGACAAACUCUGUUUUCUUCUGCUUCACUUCUGUUCAUGUGCUUCAACGAUGAUGACGAUUUCUACGCUUACACUGCCUUCUGUUAUUUAGUUACAGUGAUGGGUUUAGUGACACCAUGGAGCGUGACGUUAGCCCUAAUUGAAGCUUACUCUACCAUCGUUAAAAGCCUUCCUUUGCAAGCAACAGUUUUAUCAGUUAUCGUCGCUGGAGAUUUUAAGCAGAUGAUUAUAGCUAUGUGGUAG